Closterium sp. NIES-67 is the source of this 2101-nucleotide messenger RNA. The record is from the annotation of a GenBank genome assembly. Lineage: Eukaryota; Viridiplantae; Streptophyta; Zygnematophyceae; Desmidiales; Closteriaceae.
CUUUCGUCAGAUUUCUUCGAUUCUACUGACUUCGAUUCUUCCUUGUAACGUUCAAUCCACCCCCCUGGCUGCACGACUAAGUUCAACACGUAUAUUUUGCUUAGUUUGGCCGUUGGCUGAAUGUCUUAGAUUUUGUUUCGCUCCAGAGGGAUUCGCCCUUGCUUCAACGAACCGGGCUAUGCGCGACCUCAAGGGACCACGGAAUAACGCCAUGGGUGCCAUAAGCUCAAUCGACGCAGCGGAAACUUUAGACCGCGCGUCCAAUACACGUGUUUUUUCCACGUCAACCGCUGACGCGUCGUCCGUUGCGAGGCCAAGCUCGGCGGACCAGAGACCGGAAUCACAGGGAGGGCGCGUAUCGAGUGGAAACAUGCCGUUGCGAAGAGAUGCGACGGAUGCAGCGCUCCCCGGGUUAGCGUCAACCGCUGCGGGAUCAGCGUCAAUUGCGGAGGGGCCAUCAGCCGUUGGAAUAGCGUCCAACGCGGGAGUAGCGACGCAAGCGGGAUUGGCAGUAGGCUCGAAGGCGGAGCCGGCGCCGUUAAUCCCGGGGCUGCCGGACGACCUGGCGACGGAGUGCCUGCUGCGGCUGCCGCGCCAGGAGCACCGCGCCAUGCGGCGCGUCUCACGGCGGUGGAACGAGCUCAUCCAGUCCCCCUCAGGGGUGGUCCCCCUUGUAUUACAAGAUGCGGCGACACAGGAACGUGCAGGAGGGUGGCUGUACGUGCUGUCGCGCGAUAGCUCGGACCGGUUGUGGUGGCAUGCGCUGGACCUGCAGACUGCCACGUGGCAUGACGUGCCACGCAUGCCCUCUGACUGCAGCAAGGCGUAUGGGCUGGCCUGCGCAGCCUGCCAAGGCAACCUUUAUGUGAUCGGGGGCGCGGGGUGGCUCAAACCCAGCAGACAACACGUGUACAGGUACAACCCCCCGGCCAACAAGUGGCACCGAGUGGCGGACCUGGCGUUCCCGCGCUGCUACUGCAUGGCGGGGGCAGUGCAGCUCGCCGGGGGGAACAGGGGUACCGAUGCGGCAGUGCGGCUGCCAGGGGAGGGCCGGGUUAGGGAGGGUGCGGACAGGUCUAUAGAGUGGGGGAGAGAACGGGUGAUGGAGAGACAAGGGGAGGGGGAGGGGGAGAGUGAAGUAGUAAGGGAUGGGGAGGGGGAGAGAGAGAGGAGCAGAGUGAAGGAAAAUGGAAGGGUUGGAGGGAGAGGAGGGGGCGAUUCAAGCAGCGGAGGGCAGGAGGCGAGGGGUGCAGAGGGAGGGAGAGGGAGAGAGUGGAGGGUUGGUGAGGUGGCAGGGGAGUGGGCGAGUGAGCGGCUGGUGGUGGCAGGAGGCAUGGGGGCCAGCAACACAUCUCUGCUGACAUCGGUUGAAGUGUACAACCCGCAGGAGGACAGGUGGACGUCAGCUGCCCCUCUCCCGUUCGAGUGUGACCUGGAGGACGCAGCAGUGCUCGCCAACCGUCUACUGCUGCGCCACAUGCGCUGCGUGCACUCGCGCCCCGGCCCCGAUGCAGUGGCCUUCUCCCUCACCUCCAACUCCUGGUCCCCGCUUUCUGGGAACCUUCCUGCCGCCUGGCAUGGCCCAUCGACGGUGCUAGAUGAUCGGUUGUACAUGCUGGAUCAGAUCGGAGGGAUCAGAUUGGCCGUGUACGAUGACGUGGCACAGAUGUGGCGCCCGAUUGGCCGGCUGUCCCCGGCGCUGCUGACCCCCCCGUGCCGCAUUUUAGGGUUUCGGGGGCGCCUGUACGUGAUAGGGCGGGGGCUGUCGAUGGUGGUGGUGGGGGUGGAGGAUGCGAUGCGGUGUGAUGGGGUGCUGCUCACUCGCAGGAUCGAUGGCGUGGGGUGCCCCUCGGAUGUCGUCAUCAGCUGUGUGGUGCUCGAGCUGUGAUUGGCUGAAGUGCUGCAGCUGUGAUUGGCUGUUUUUUCCUGGUUUUUGUCCCUCUGGUGCCACUGUUGGCAUGGCAGAUGGAUUUGUACAGCUUUUUUCUACCCACCCAUUUUCAGAAUUCUGCAUUUGGAGUUCACUUGCGGUUGUUGACUACCGUUGCUGCCAUCUUGUGAUGCAGAAUUCCAAUGUUUGCAUUUGCACUCACUAAGGUUC